AUGAGUUUCAGGCUGACAGGACUCAAUCCACUCUUCAACAAUUUCUACCACAUAAUCAACAAUAACGAUGCAGAAGCCAUGGUUUUAACUCCAGCUGACGUCAAAGAGAAUCGGAAUUCCUACGUGUUUGUCGUGGAUAUGCCUGGAUUGAAGUCCGGUGAGAUAAGCGUACAGGUAGAGGAAGAUAAUGUAUUGGGAGUCAGCGGUGAGAGGAAGCCAGAAGAACAAGAGGAAGGUGUCAAGUACUUCAUUAAGGAGCGGAGAGGUGGCAAGUUCAUGAGGAAAUUUGUGUUGCCUGAGAAUGCGAAUUUGGAGGCUAUCAAGGCGGUCUGUCAGGACGGUGUUUUGACUGUUACGGUUGAUAAGUUGCCGAGUGCUGAGAAGAAGCCUAAGAUUGUUAAGGUCAAGCAUUCUUCCAGACUAUAA
Messenger RNA from Daucus carota subsp. sativus, 426 nucleotides. Its product is annotated as 17.3 kDa class II heat shock protein-like. NCBI's taxonomy places the organism in Eukaryota, Viridiplantae, Streptophyta, Magnoliopsida, Apiales, Apiaceae. The coding region runs from base 1 to 426 and encodes 141 amino acids. The transcript has a single exon. Gene Ontology annotation, biological process: protein complex oligomerization; protein folding; response to heat. The record is from RefSeq and is a predicted model, not a curated record.